Xiphophorus couchianus (Monterrey platyfish) is the source of this 3454-nucleotide messenger RNA. RefSeq names its product olfactomedin-like 2Bb (gene olfml2bb). Lineage: Eukaryota; Metazoa; Chordata; Actinopteri; Cyprinodontiformes; Poeciliidae. Gene Ontology annotation, biological process: signal transduction. The transcript has 9 exons. Bases 359 to 2533 code for a protein of 724 amino acids. The record is from RefSeq and is a predicted model, not a curated record.
CAGUACCGUGUGGACCGCCUAGGCAGUUCAUUUUACUGACUUGACGCCGCAAAAAAAAACAGAUUUAGAAUUAAUUUUAUUAAAAUAUCACAGUCCAUCAAGGCCUAACUAUAUAAGUUGCUUUUCUAUAUCAGUUUUAGUGUGUUUUAUUAGGAUUCCCAGUCUAAAAUGACUAUUUAAAGACACUUUAAACCCCACUUUUUUGGAAACCAAAUUGUAUUUCCGAUCAAAUUUAAAGAGUUAUCGCACGCGCUUAUAUUUAUCUGUUUAUUGCCUUCAGACAGGUAAGAGUCGCUCGGCUGUUUUGGCAGUAUUUACCUGAUAAUUACCUGGAAAUAGUAACCACACAGUGCUGUUUAUGUGGAGAAUGUGGCGCAUUCUCUCUGUAUUAGUUUUUUGCUGUACUGUGCGCGGACUCGACGGUCUGGCGGCGGAUACAAGUCUGGACCGGGAGGAGUUGAAUUUGACUGGACCCCAGGAGCUCAGUAAGCCGGACAAAGGCGCCCCGUCCACGGGGAGAGCUGAGGACAGAGAGCAGAGAGACGCUCCAGCUGGGAGUCUGCAGCCCACCAAUGCACCUCUGGAGGAUGAGCUGGACAACCAGGAGAAUAUAAUAAGCCAGCUGCUUGGAGACUAUGACAAAGUUAAAACAGAGUCGUCUGGGUCCGACUGUGUGUGCCGCUGUGUGGUUCGACCAGUCAAGCGCUCUGACUGCAGCCGCAUUCAUGACAGCGAUCCAGCAUCGCUCUCCCAGGACUUUUACACUGUGGAAACAAUCACCAAGGGGACAGACUGCAAGAAGUGUGUGUGCAUGGCUCCUCCUUCAGCCGUCAACCCCUGCGAGGGAGAGUACAGGUUCAAAAAGUUACAGGAGGCAAGCAAAGAUGACAUCAAGCUGGCAACCAUCAUUGAUUUAUUAGAAGGCUCUAUGUAUGGAAUGGACUUGUUAAAGCUCAACUCUGUCACUACCAAACUGCUGGCCAGGGUGGACAGCCUGGAGAAGGUUUAUACAAGGAAUUUCACUGAAAGAACAAAAGAGAAAGAGCGCAUAAAGGAGAAAAAUAAGGACAAAGACAAGAAGGUUCAGCUGAAGAAAAAGAAAACCAGUGAAUCAGAGCGACCUGGAGCAGCUGCCGGCAGCCAAAAGAAGAAGAAUUUUGAAAGUCAAAUAAAGAACCAACAGCAAGAUGGCCGGGUACAACAGCAGCUAACCAAGAAUGAGACAGAAUCUAAAGCUUCUGUCAAAGACAAGAACACUGUGUUCAUUAGAGGAGUGACCUUCUACAAGGCAGAUGAAGACAGCUACAAAGAGGAGGAAGACGAGGACCAGAAGAAAGGAAGAGGAAAGAACGUAUUCUUAAUCCCGAAGGUCGCAGAGGAUUUGCUGAAAAUUGACAAGCUGCCAACUGUUACCAAAAGUCCUGAACCGUCACUUCCUCUGAAGCCAAACCACGAGGGCCUGAACUACACUUCACCCACUCGUCAGCCAAAAGCUUCCUCAACAACCAGCAAGCAAACAACAAGGUCAACUCCUGCAACCAUCAGAGUGACUGAGCAAAUCAACCCUACAACUCCACGACAAAUGAAACCCAAGCUUCAAACCAAGAACGGAGAUUUUCCCUCCACCACACCUGUCACCCCACACACCACAGAUACCAAUAUCCGUCCACCCGGUGAAGCAAACCCCACCACGCCACAACCAAGACCCAAAAGCCGCCUCAACUGGACGGAGAACCCCGCUGACCAACCAAAGGCCACAAAAAAGCCAGGUGUGUGUAAGGACACAGUAGCGAGCAUCUCCGAACCGGCCCAGCAGACCUCUUAUGGUCUCAGUGACGGAGCCUGGAUGAAAGACGCCCGUGGCCACGGCAAGGUCAUCUACCUGACUAACGGUCACUAUGGCAACAGCCUGCUGGAGUUUAGAGACAUGGACACUUUUAAAUCAGGCCAGCCGAGUAAUUCGUACAAGCUGCCCUACGAUUUCACCGGAACGGGCCAUGUCGUGUUUAAUGGCGCUUUCUUCUACAACCGGGCGUUUAGCAGGGAUGUGGUCAGAUUCGACCUGAGACGCAGAUACGUGUCUGCCUGGACGACGCUUCAUGACGCCAUCCUGGAGGAGCAAACUCACAGGACUCAGACUGAAGUGGAGUUUGCGGUGGAUGAGUCCGGCCUCUGGCUGCUCUAUCCCGCUCUGGACACGGAGGGUUUCCACCAGGAAGUAAUUCUCCUCAUCCAGCUCCAUCACAGAGACCUGCAGCCCAUCCACACCUUCCGCACGGGCCUCCGACGCGGCCGCUACGGCAACACCUUCCUGGUUUGUGGCGUGCUUUAUGGAGUGGAUAGCAUGGAGCGUCGCUACGCCAAUGUGACAUAUGCCUUCGACACGCACACGCUUACACACACCGUGCCGAGCCUGGCGUUCACAAACAUGUACACACACACUUCCCAGGUGUCCUACAACCCACUAGACAAAAAGCUGUACGCAUGGGAUGAUGGACACCAGAUGAAUUAUGAUGUCAUCUUCGCUUAUUAGUUUGACAGGAGGUCAGCCUUAGCGGACAGAAGAAAUAAGCUACUAACAGAAGAUUCAAUUCAACUGUGUUUUGUUUAAUGACUGUAGAUCAGUCAGCUGACAUUACUCUUCUGCAAUCUUCUGCAAGCAGUGCAACAUUUGCUCAGAAUUUUAAAAACAAGUUCUCCCUAUGAUUUAUCUCAGCCUUUGUGUAUCUGCCACUCAGAAACGUCCAGUCUUUAAAAACUUACUGAGAAAUUAAGCAUGCAUGACCCCUUAAAUAUCAAGAUAUCACAACUACUACAGAAAGUUUAGACGUGUAUUUAAAGAAGAGUAGAAACUGUUGUGAAUAAAGCAUUAAGGAAUUUUUAAACAUCAAUACAAAUUGAUUUUUUUUUCUGUAAUCAAAGCCAUUGAACAGUCAUGUAGAAGCUGAUUCCAGAUUAAAAACAUCUGCUUUCUGGCUUUUUCCACAUUUUAAGGGUUUGUCAGUGAUAACCUUGUGAAGUUAGCUAUAAAUGGUUUUCCACUUUGCAGCAGCUUGUAAAAUCCUGCAGGAAAAUUUCAAAGUUAGUUAUUGUCUAAAGUUAAACCAUGAAACAGCAGGUUUUCUACGCCUGACUACCCACCUUCAUGCAGAAACAAGCCAGUCCUAAAGGCUAGAUUUAGCCCUGUAACAUCUGGUAGUUUUUUUGUUUAUGAGCUUUGGCUUUCUCAGUUUAACUGACUGAAUAAAGUUUUAUGAAGUUACCUAUAAAGGGUGUAACCCCAAAAUAAAGACUGGUGAAUCCUUAAAAACCCAAAUUGUAGAUAGCAUUUGUUAAAUUUCGCCACUUCUUUGCCAACCCAAUGUAAAGACAAGGUUAAUCACGACUGAUUACCUGCAAGUUUUACUUUUUACUUUGUUAAUUUAUAAUAAAUGUCUGAAAAGACCAAAAAUAA